This is a messenger RNA of Saccoglossus kowalevskii, 968 nucleotides long. RefSeq names its product exocyst complex component 3-like. Gene Ontology annotation, molecular function: SNARE binding. Gene Ontology annotation, biological process: exocyst localization; exocytosis. Gene Ontology annotation, cellular component: exocyst. NCBI's taxonomy places the organism in Eukaryota, Metazoa, Hemichordata, Enteropneusta, Harrimaniidae. The record is from RefSeq and is a predicted model, not a curated record.
GACAUAGUAUAAUUUAGUGGGACUGUGAUGUUAUACAUGUUAAUUUUUCAAUACAUUGACGAUCGAAGAUGAGUUCUGUCGAGGAAUUCCACAAAGCAGAAAGUGAUGCCAAGUCUACAGCUGCAAAGCAUGUGGCAAAUAUGCUUCAGAAACCAGGACAGCUGGAAAAAGUUGAUCAGUACAAGAGAAGAAUUGCUAGAAAAAAGGCUUCAGUAGAAGCAAGAUUGAAAACAGCAGUCCAAUCUCAACUAGAUGGCGUCAGAACUGGCCUUACUAAACUUCAGAGUGCUCUAGAAGAAAUUCAAGAAAUAAGACAGAGUCUAAAAGAAGUUGAUGAAAUGUAUACGGCAUGUGAAGAAGUAAAUGCCAAAUUAGAAGAAGUAAAAACAGUUGGUGCUGAACACAGUCAGUUGGCAGCAGCUGUGGAGAAUCUGAAGCAUAUUUUCACAGUACCAGAAAGUGUUGAAAAAACUAGGUUCCUGAUUGAUGAAGAGAAAUAUUUAAAUGCUCAUAAAUGUUUGAUGGACUUAGAGAAUUCACGGGAUGACUUGUUGUUUGAACUACAUAAACAGCCUUCAGAUAAUCCAUCAGAUGACUAUUUACUGAAAAGGUAUUUUGCCGAUGUAGAAUCUUUAUCAAAUGCGCUUGCUAAGCAGCUAUGGCUGGUGUUACAACGAAUGUUGCUGAUAGUUAGAAAAGAUCCAACAAUGCUGGUCACUGCUCUUAGAAUUAUAGAAAGAGAAGAGAGAAAUGAUCAAAGGAUGGCAGAUCGACAGAAAUUGACUGGUUUUUUACCACCUGGUAGACCCAAACAAUGGAAAGCCAAGUGUUUUGAAGUAUUGGAGCAAGUAGCAGAAACAAGAAUUGAAGCCAAUCAAAUUGAAGAUAGAGAAGGUGACAAGAUGUGGUUAGUACGUCAUUUAGAGUUGACCAGAAUGAUCAUAUUAGAUGACUUGAGAGUAAUCAAG